This is a messenger RNA of Physeter macrocephalus (sperm whale), 930 nucleotides long. Its product is annotated as carbohydrate-responsive element-binding protein-like. NCBI's taxonomy places the organism in Eukaryota, Metazoa, Chordata, Mammalia, Artiodactyla, Physeteridae. The annotation marks the transcript as partial. The transcript is spliced from 7 exons. Gene Ontology annotation, biological process: positive regulation of transcription by RNA polymerase II. Gene Ontology annotation, cellular component: RNA polymerase II transcription regulator complex. The record is from RefSeq and is a predicted model, not a curated record. Gene Ontology annotation, molecular function: DNA-binding transcription factor activity.
AUGGCCACGGCCGGAGCGCUGGCGGGUCUGGUCGCGGGCUUGCAGGGCCCGCAGGUCGUCCCCAGCCCGGAUUCGGACUCAGACACAGACUCGGAGGACCCAAGUACCCGGCGCAGCGCAGGCGGGCUGCUCCGCUCGCAGGUCAUCCACAGCGGUCACUUCAUGGUGUCAUCGCCGCACAGCGACUCGCUGACCCGGCGGCGAGACCAGGAGGGGCCCCUGGGGCUCGCCGACUUCGGGCCGCGCAGCAUCGACCCCACACUCACCCGCCUCUUCGAGUGCAUGAGCCUGGCCUACAGUGGCAAGCUGGUUUCCCCCAAGUGGAAGAAUUUCAAAGGCCUCAAGCUGCUGUGCCGGGACAAGAUCCGUCUCAACAACGCCAUCUGGAGGGCCUGGUAUAUCCAGUAUGUGGAGCGGAGGAAGAGCCCCGUGUGUGGCUUCCUGACCCCCCUGCAGGGGCCUGAGGCUGAUGAGCACCGGAAACCGGAGGCCGUCGUCUUGGAGGGGAAUUAUUGGAAGCGGCGCAUCGAGGUGGUGAUGCGCGAGUACCAUAAGUGGCGCAUCUACUACAAGAAGCGGCUCCGUAAGUCCAGCAGGGAAGGGGAUCUCCUGGCCCCAAAGCAGUUGGAAGGGGGGUGGCAGCCACCGGAGCGAUGGUGCGAGCAGCUCUUCACCAGCGUGGUGCCCGUCCUGCUGGCGGGCCCAGAGGAGGAGACCGGCGGGCGGCAGCUUCUGGAUCUCGAUUGCUUUCUGUCCGACAUCUCCGACACACUCUUCACCAUGACUCAACCCGGCCCUGCACCCCUGCAGCUGCCCCCCGAGGACGCCUAUGUCGGCAACGCUGACAUGAUCCAGCCGGACCUGACGCCUCUGCAGCCCAGCCUGGAUGACUUCAUGGAGAUCUCAGGUGGGGCAGGCCCCUCCCCCUGG